CAAGGCGUCGAGGCGAAUAAGGCGAGCAAGACGAACAAGGGGAUGGCUAAUCGUUUAAUGAUAUACCGAAUUGAGGCCGCUUACGCGAGGCUUGCGCCGAAGGCUUACGCGACGCUUCCUCGAGGCUUUCCCAACGAGGUUACACGUCAAUGUUUCUUCCCGUCCGAGGAUACGCAGCUUUCGACCCAGCAACCCAAUUACGCUCUAGUACCGAUCGUCGUUUCCAUCGAAACCAAUUCUCCUCCGUUUCGUUGCGAAAAGAGGGACGACAGUUCGGAGGGAAACGAAUUGCGCGGUCGCUCCUCCAUUGUUCGUCAAUCUCGAUUGUUGCGCGUUCAACGAGGCUGCAACCCGAAAGACGAAUAGGACGCACGGCCGAAUUAGUCGAGAGUCGUCCGCGACCGAUCGAAGAAGCUCGCUCGAAAUCCCGUUCUCGAGCAUGAGCCGCGCGAUCCAGGUUCUUCUACUCUUUCUGCUCCUCUCGACGACGACGAUCCGGCGCUACCUCGCGUUGCCGUGGUCCGAAACGACCAGCGAUUGCGUCGUUCCGAAUUCGAACGUCGAACGAUUGACGGCGGCGGAGGCGGAGCCGGGAUCGGAAUCGGGAAUGCGCGCAGGAGCUGUGGUCGAGGGCAGCGAUCUCUCGAUUUUCUUAGAGGAACUCGAGGGCCGACUGUCGCGACUCGAGAGAAGAUUGAGAGCAGUCGAGCAACCCGUUUGGCAGAUGGGCGCUGCCGAGGAAGACUGGGAGAUUUGCGCCGAAGGUCCGUGUCGGUGUCAGCCCGAGAUCAAGUCGGUGUCAUGCUGGAGGCAAGAGCUGUUGGACCUUCCGGCCGCACAGCUCGUUCCGAAGGAUGUGUUGAAAUUGGAUCUGGCCGGGAACCGACUGACGGCGCUUCACAGAGACACCUUUUUGGACAUGACAAGACUGAAUCAUCUAGAUCUCAGCGACAACUCGAUCGAACACCUCCCGUUGAACUUGUUCUUCUCGCUGCAAGCAGUCACGCACCUGAGAUUGAGCAAAAAUUUACUGAGGGAGCUGCACCGUUCUCAGUUCUUCAGCAUGCGUAAUCUUCGGAUGCUGGACGCUUCCUCGAACAGGCUGCGAACGCUGCCGGAAAGCCUCUUCUUGAGCACCAACCUGCUGGUGUUGCUCGAUCUAUCGUGCAAUCGGAUCUCGACGCUCACGGUAGGUACGUUUCGCGGAUUGUCGACGCUGGAGGAACUGCUUUUAGGGAAGAACCGGCUCUCGUCGUUGCCGAACGAUCUCUUCGGGGAUCUGGCGAGUCUCAGGUUCCUCAGUCUGGAGGACAAUCGACUGAAGGCGUUGCCCGAUCAAGUUUUCCGCGGACAGGCGUCGCUACGGGAACUGAACGUGAGAGGAAAUAAUCUCGCCGAGAUAUCCGCCGAAUUGUUGGUCCCGCUGGAACAGCUGCGCUCCCUAGAAAUGUCCAACAACAAAAUCUCACGGAUACACCUGACCGCUUUCCACGGUCUUACGGCACUCAAAGAUCUUCAGCUGGGCCACAAUCGAAUACGAAACGUGACACCGGGUCUGUUCUCGACCUUGAGCUCGCUGGAGCGACUGGUGCUGUACGCGAACGGCAUCGAAAGGCUGACGCACGGCGCGUUCCGCGGUCUCUCGAAUUUGACGUCUCUGUUUCUGCACUCGAAUCAUCUCAGGAUCCUGCAUCCGGAGCUGUUCCAGGACACGCCGAACCUUCGGAAAUUACAGCUGGAGUCGAAUUAUCUGUCCUCGCUACCGGCUCGGAUCUUGGACCCGGUAGCGUCCAUUGAGCAGCUUCGUCUCGCUCGAAAUCCGUGGCACUGCGACUGCGCCGUCUCUUACUUGGCUACGUGGCUGCAGAAACGAUAUCGUUCCCGAGAGAACGCCACCGCGAACUCGUCCGAGAGCGAAAGUUUCGCCGCAUGGGAAUUCGGAGCCGGAGCAGUAUGCAGGGGGCCCGGCACUCUGGGCGGCAAGAUGCUGAUGCGCCUGUCGAUCUACGAGCUCUGCGAGGGUCAAUGGGCCUCGAUGAGGGGCCUGGUACCGCGAUUGCCUAUAGACCACGUCGGCCACGGGUCAGCAGCUAGCAACACUACCGAAUCCUCGGAUAAACCGUCGGCGCAAGACUCCACUUCGUCGCCGGCUUAACGAACAUUCCCAUUUUCCUCGCGUUACUCGCGACGCGUUGACUCGUUCCACCGAGUUUGCUCGCCGAGAAUGGAAUAUUACAAACAUAACACAACGCUUCGA
Molecule: messenger RNA, 2257 nt
Organism: Megalopta genalis
Lineage: Eukaryota; Metazoa; Arthropoda; Insecta; Hymenoptera; Halictidae
Cellular component (GO): plasma membrane
Molecular function (GO): protein binding
Source: RefSeq, a predicted model, not a curated record